AUUGGAACCACCUCAGGUUGGAAGUGUUGACAUGGCGGUGGGCAGCUGUCAGUGUUUACUUUUUUAUUUUUCGUGAUAGCGCCUCUAGUACACCUGCCACAGACCCGCACGCAGCACGAAAUACUGAAGGAACACUCGGCCGCACUCAGAAUUGAGGGGUCAGUGUGUAAAGGACUGAAAACUACUACUACUACUACUACUACUACUACUACUACUACUACUACUACUACUACACUGCCGCCACCAUGUCUAUAUCAGCUAUCUACAUUCUGGACGUAAAAGGCAAGGUCCUCAUUUCUCGCAACUACCGCGGUGAUGUGGACAUGGGCGUCAUAGAGAAGUUUAUGCCAAUUGUGCUGGAACGGGAGGAUGACGGCAACAUGGCGCCCAUUGUCCAGAUCCAGGAGGCCACAUUUUGCUUCGUUAAGGUCAGCAAUCUGUACGUAGUGUCAGCGACGAGGAUCAACGCCAACGUAACCCUUGUCUUCUCCUUCCUGCACAAGCUGGUAUCUGUAGCCCAGGAGUAUUUCAAGGAGCUGGAGGAGGAGAGCAUUCGUGAUAAUUUUGUGAUAAUUUAUGAACUUCUCGAUGAACUUUUGGACUUUGGCUACCCACAGACCACCGACACCAAGAUCUUGCAGGAGUACAUCACACAGGAGGGACACAAGCUGGAGAUCGCACCACGGCCUCCCAUUGCGGUGACCAAUGCUGUGUCUUGGCGCUCUGAAGGCAUCAAGUACAGAAAGAACGAGGUGUUUCUUGAUGUCAUAGAGGGAGUUAAUUUGCUGGCAAACUCAAACGGCAAUGUGCUGAGGAGUGAGAUUGUGGGCAGCAUCAAGAUGAGGGUGUACCUGUCGGGCAUGCCAGAGCUGCGCCUGGGACUCAACGACAAGGUGCUCUUCGAGUCCACUGGCCGGGGGAAGAGCAAAAGUGUGGAGCUAGAGGAUGUCAAGUUUCAUCAGUGUGUGCGUCUGUCCAGGUUUGAAAACGACCGCACCAUUUCCUUCAUUCCACCUGACGGAGAAUUUGAGUUGAUGUCGUAUCGUCUAAACACUCAUGUGAAGCCACUGAUCUGGAUAGAGUCGGUGAUCGAGAGGCACGCGCACAGUCGGGUGGAGUACAUGGUAAAGGCAAAGUCUCAGUUCAAGAGGAGGUCAACCGCCAACAAUGUGGAGAUUAUCAUACCAGUUCCCAAUGAUGCUGAUUCUCCCAAGUUUAAGACGUCGGUGGGGUCUGUCAAGUAUGCGCCGGAGAGAAGCUGCAUCAUUUGGACCAUCAAGUCGUUCCCGGGCGGCAAGGAAUACCUGAUGCGUGCACACUUCGGGCUGCCUAGCGUGGUUGGCGAGGACUCAGAAGGGAAGCCCCCCAUACAAGUCCGUUUUGAGAUCCCAUACUUCACUACUUCAGGCAUACAGGUACGCUACUUGAAGAUCAUUGAGAAGUCCGGUUACCAGGCGCUCCCGUGGGUCCGCUACAUCACCCAGAAUGGAGACUACCAGUUGCGCACCAACUAGACACUCACACACUCACACACACACACACACACACACACACGCACAUACUGUAUUUGCGAACAGAAUAUUAGUAUUAUUUCCUUUUGUUCUCAUUUUUGUUUUUCUAUCUUUCAUUUUGUCCUCUGCUUUUCACACACACACACACAGUAUUUGUGAGCAGAAAACUAAUAUUGUGUUUGCUUUUUUUAUCUAAUUUUCUUUCUUUUUUUCCUUCUUUUCUUCACAUAAAAUACCUAGAAAUAAACAAAGAUUUAUAGAUAAUUAGAAGUGUUUACAUAUUGUAAAGAGGUUGAAAGUGGGAAUAUUAUGAUAAAUUUAAGAAAAAUCAAAUUGUGAAUGAUAUGAAAAAUGUGAUAAAUAAUUAUAUUGAUUUCUUUGCUUGGAACUUUUCUUUCAUUAUUAUUAUUAUUAUUAUUAUUAUUAUUAUUAUUAUUAUUAUUAUUAUUAUUAUUAUUAUUAUUAUUAUCAUUAUUUCUAUUUUUACUAUUAUUAUCUCAGUCUCAGUCAAUCUAUCUAUCUAUCUAUCAACCUGUCUCUCUGUCUGUCUGUAUGUCUGUCUGUCUGCCUGUCUACCUACAUAUAUGAUAUGUAUAUAUUUUGAUGUAUAUUUUUAUGAUCAAUGCUUAUCUAGCUACACACACACACACACACACACACACACACACACACACACACACACACACACACACACACACACACACACACACUUAAUUUAUUAGUUUUAGUAUGAGAAAGCUUUGUGUGUGUGUGUGUGUGUGUGUGUGUGUGUGUGAUGGAUUGGUAUAAAAAUGAACGUACACGCUUUGUUUUGUGUGUGUGUUUGUGUGUACCAACUUUAGCUGAGGUGUGCAUGAUGUAUACAUAACAUUCCAUACACACACACACGCACACACACACGCGCGCGUAAUGAUUUGUUUAUUUUGUCAUUAUUAUUGUUUUUAUUAUUAUUAUAAUUAUUAUUAUUAUUAUUAUAUUAGUUGUAGUUUGCUUUGUUGUGAAGAAGGUUAGUGGUGGGUAGAGCUAACUUUAAUUUCUCUCUCUCUCUCUCUCUCUCUCUCUCUCUCUCUCUCUCUCUCUCUCUCUCUCUCUCUCUCUCUUCAACUUUGAAUUAAAUCUGUAAUUCAUUAUUAAAGAUUUUGUGCUAAAUUUUA
This is a messenger RNA of Scylla paramamosain (green mud crab), 2665 nucleotides long. It is a transcript of the gene AP-1mu, whose product is annotated as AP-1 complex subunit mu-1-like. The record is from RefSeq and is a predicted model, not a curated record. The coding region runs from base 246 to 1514 and encodes 422 amino acids. Gene Ontology annotation, cellular component: clathrin-coated vesicle; clathrin adaptor complex. The transcript has 11 exons. Gene Ontology annotation, molecular function: clathrin-cargo adaptor activity. Lineage: Eukaryota; Metazoa; Arthropoda; Malacostraca; Decapoda; Portunidae. Gene Ontology annotation, biological process: intracellular protein transport; vesicle-mediated transport.